Messenger RNA from Rubroshorea leprosula, 1514 nucleotides. Lineage: Eukaryota; Viridiplantae; Streptophyta; Magnoliopsida; Malvales; Dipterocarpaceae. The record is from the annotation of a GenBank genome assembly.
CGGUCUUUUCCUCUCUCCAAACACACAACACUUAUCUCUUUCCUUUCACCCCCCGGCCUCACCACAAGCAACCAAGCUGUCUCUUGUUGGUUGUGUAGCUGGCCUGUUGGAAGUACAGAAGCACAACUAUCCUCUCCUCCUGAUACCUAAACUCCAGACCCCAAAUCCUUCCGUUUCCUAAUUCCUCCGCCGCUGCUUCUUCUCUCUCUCCUAAUUACUCAUGUCUUGCUGGUGUAACGUACGGGUCAACAAUUAACAACUCAUGGGACAUCAGUGGAUUUUGGAGGAGGUAAAUUAAAAACCAAGAUAGCUAGGUAAGGGCCUUCUUUUUAUGAUUUUGAGGAUUGAUUAGUAUGGAAGUAAGAGGGCAAGAGAAUGAUGUUAAACCUCCGGGGUCUUCGAGUUAUGGGCAUAAAUAUUCUCCGGAAAUGGAAAGGAGGGAUGGGAACCAUAGUGGGAGUAAUGUACUAACUUGCACUCAGUCCUUAGAUCAUGUCCACCGUCCACAAAGACUACCAUCUUUUGGUCAAGGAAGGUCUCAAAAUGCAGAUCGAGCCGCGAUUGCACCCAUCUCGAAGGCGGUGCGAUACAGGGAGUGUCUCAAGAACCACGCCGCCAGUGUGGGGGGCAGUGUUUUCGAUGGAUGCGGUGAGUUCAUGCCCAGCGGGGAGGAAGGAAGUCUAGAGGCCUUGAAAUGUGCUGCGUGUGACUGUCACCGCAACUUCCAUCGCAAGGAGGUCGACGGGGAGACCCAAUUCAGCGGGAAUUCUAGCAGGAGGCCACUGUUGCUUAACCCACUCCAGCUGCCUCAGCCGCUGCAUUCCCCAACCAUGUUGAAGUACUCGAUGCACCCAAGUCCAUCAAGUGCAAUGGUUGCACCCAUGAAUGUAGCCUUCGGUGGCACAAGUGGCGGGACCGAGUCUUCAAGCGAGGAUCUCAACGUGUUCCAGUCUAACAACGAGGGAAUGCCACCACCGCCUCCUUACGUACUGUCCAAAAAGCGGUUCCGAACAAAGUUUACGCAGGAGCAGAAGGAGAAGAUGCAGGAGUUCGCAGAGAGGUUGGGCUGGAGGAUUAACAAACAAGAGGAUGAAGAGGUGGAGAAGUUUUGUGCUGAGGUUGGGGUGAGGAGGCGGGUGUUUAAGGUAUGGAUGCAUAAUAACAAGAGCAAUGGGAAGAAGCAGCAACAAGAUCAGUAGAUGAGUAGUAGAAUGGAAAUAUGAUUGGUAUAGGGGAAGAAGAAGGUGGAUUGAUGAUUAAUUAAUUAACUGGAAGUUUGCUAUUUCCAUUCUACUGCUCAUCUGCGGAUCUUGUUGCUACUUCCUCACAUUGUUCUUGUUAUUAAGCAUCCAGAUUUGUGUAAUAUUCUUCCUCCUUUGUUGGUUGGGAUCUUUUCCAAACAAAAUCCUGCGUUUUUAUUCUUUUUCAAGUUAUUUAGUGCUUUUCUCAUCAAGAAUAUUAUCAUCUUUAUCUGAUCUUUUAAUUAAGUUCUUGCAUAAAAUUAUGUGCACCUA